Messenger RNA from Archocentrus centrarchus (flier cichlid), 3690 nucleotides. RefSeq names its product OCRL inositol polyphosphate-5-phosphatase (gene ocrl). Gene Ontology annotation, cellular component: membrane; cytoplasm. The record is from RefSeq and is a predicted model, not a curated record. Gene Ontology annotation, biological process: signal transduction; phosphatidylinositol dephosphorylation. Gene Ontology annotation, molecular function: phosphatidylinositol-4,5-bisphosphate 5-phosphatase activity; inositol phosphate phosphatase activity. The coding region runs from base 373 to 3288 and encodes 971 amino acids. NCBI's taxonomy places the organism in Eukaryota, Metazoa, Chordata, Actinopteri, Cichliformes, Cichlidae. The transcript is spliced from 24 exons.
GCAGGAGGAGGAGGGAGUCCACAUAUUAAGCUCCGUGCUGUAGCGUUACCAGCUAAAUCAGCCAUAAAACUGCCAGCUAAAGCUAUGUAGCCUGCUUCAUGGCCGGGACAGAAGAAAAAACGGAUUUAUUUUUUUUUUAAGUUUCUGACUGGGAUAAUUUUGGUAUCACCCAGGGACAGCAAAACCAGCAGCAACAGCAACAACAACAUCAUCAUCAGCUGGCGUUUAGCAUUAGCAGCCAAGCUGCCCGGAAGGAGGCCGCCGCAGCGCCGGGUUGGAAUUUAACUUUCUCUGCACUGACGUCCGCACCGAAGUGAUAAAAAAAAAAACAAACCCCAAUGUUAAACUGAUAUUUAUUUCUGCUCGGUAAGAAUGGAGUCCUCUUUGGGGAUAAGCGACGAGGAAUGCUUGGCAACUGUAAAAGGUCUGGAGGUGAGGUCUGGCCAGAAGGAGCCCAGACUACUGUCACUAAUUGAGCGCGGUGGAGCGUUUAUACUGGGUGUUUUAGCCAACCCUGAUGCUGUCGUGUCUCGUCCAGUUGCUCAGCUAUCGAUACCCAUCAAUGGUAACUUUGAAAUUGUACGAGAAGCUGAAGAGGCUCUUCUUAUUGAUUUGUCAGUAGACACUUUUGUUCGGGUACGAAUCAAAGGAGAAAAAGCCCCAGAGCUGCUGCUGGAACUCCAGGAUGAUGAUCGGACUCAGACUUUCCUUACCCAGGUGAAGAGUGCUCAACUACAAGUUGAAUCCAAACCUGCCAGACCAAAAGCAAUGGAGCCCAUUACACCAACACCGCAGAGAACUCCAGUACCUGUCCCUCCACUACGGGCAGCCAAGACAGCUAACCCACCCAAACCUACCAAUGCAAUUCCCCCCAGCCUCAACAACAAUACUCCAAUGACUCAAAGUAACACAGGCAUAGGCAUUGAGAACAAUUUCAACCACAAAGUAGAAGAAAAGAAAAACCACCAGAAUCGUAUAGUUGCCUCUAGGGAGCCUCCACCUGUCCCUCCACUACCUCCUCGCAAAGCUUCCGCUACUCCAUCCAAUCCUCUGCCUCCUGCUCCAGUCCCCAAAGACAGAGCUGGCUCCUUACAGACCAAAACCAACUCUUCAGUCACUAACAGCAAGUCAGAUAAUUUUAGGUCAGGGUUUGACCGUGUAGACAGACCACCAUCUUGGUGUGACAGCCCCACCACUAACAGCAUGAAACAUGCCAUACUCUCCACCCAAGCAGGCCAGAGAGAAUAUCUCAUCAAACACCGCCUGGGCAAGAAGGAGAGCGAGUAUGUGGACAUCCGGCCCUUUAAGUUUUUCACAGGUACAUGGAAUGUGAACGGCCAGUCUCCAGACAGCAGCCUUGAGCCGUGGCUCUGCUGUGAUGCUGAACCUCCGGAUAUAUAUGCUAUUGGUUUUCAAGAACUGGACCUGAGCACUGAGGCUUUCUUCUACAUGGACUCCUCCAAAGAGCAGCUGUGGGUUGACGCUGUGGAGAGGAACCUGCAUCCAAAAGCCAAGUACAAGAGGAUUCGGAUCAUACGACUCGUUGGGAUGAUGCUUGUAGUCUAUGUCAAAAAGAUACACAAGAAUCACAUAAAAGAUGUGGCUGCAGAACACGUGGGGACAGGAAUCAUGGGAAAAAUGGGAAACAAAGGAGGCGUGGCGGUGAGGUUUGUUUUCCACAACACUAGCUUCUGCAUUGUCAACUCCCAUCUAGCAGCACACGUUGAAGACUUUGAGCGCCGCAAUCAGGAUUAUAAAGACAUAUGCGCUCGCAUGACCUUCCACUUACUGGACUACCCGCCUCUCAAUAUCGUCAAGCAUGAUGUUGUAAUCUGGCUUGGGGACCUAAAUUAUCGUCUCUUUCUGUACGAUGCUGGUGAGGUCAAACAGCUCAUUGCUCAUCAUGAACUAAAGAAGCUCCAGGAGUAUGAUCAGCUGAACAUUCAGAGGCAGACAAAGAAGGCCUUCACAGACUUCAUGGAGGGGGAGAUUAAAUUCACCCCCACAUACAAGUAUGACCCCAAAACAGAUCGCUGGGACUCCAGUGGGAAGUGCAGAGUUCCGGCUUGGUGUGACAGAAUCCUGUGGAGGGGCAACAAUGUCAAGCAGAUAUCAUACCAAAGUCACAUGAAGCUGCAAACCAGUGAUCACAAGCCUGUCAGCUCCCUCUUUAGUAUAGGGGUGAAAGUGGUAGAUGAGCAGCGCCACAAGAAGGUGUUUGAGGAGAUAGUUCGUGCAAUGGAUAGGAUGGAGAAUGACUGCCUUCCAUCUGUUUCUUUAAGCAUGAGAGAGUUUACAUUUAAAAAUGUCAAGUUCAGGCAGCUUCAAAGGGAGCGCUUCCUAAUAAAAAAUGACGGGCAGGUACCCUGUCACUUUGCCUUCAUCCCCAAACUCAAUGACUCACAGUAUUGCAAGCCUUGGCUGCGAGCCGAGCCCAGCGAUGGAUUCUUGGAGCCAAAUGAGACCCUGGAGAUCUAUCUGGAGGUGUAUGUCAGUAAAGACUCUGUCACGCUGCUCAACUCUGGAGAAGACAAGAUCGAGGACAUCCUGGUGCUCCAUCUGGACCGUGGCAAAGACUACUUCAUUACAAUCUCAGGCAAUUACCUGCCCAGCUGCUUUGGCACCUCGCUGGAGGCUCUGUGCCGCAUGAAGAAGCCUAUCAGAGAGAUCCCCAUUACCAAACUCAUCGACCUGGGAGAGGACAGCUACAUGGAGAAGGAAAAGUCCAAGAUGAACUUCCUGAUGGUAGAUGGGGCAGGUACUGAGGACAAACCUCUGAAGAUCCCCAAGGAGGUGUGGAUUCUGGUCAACCACCUUUACACAAAGUCCUGUGAUCAGGAGGACUUAUUUCAGACACCAGGCCUACAAGAGGAGAUGCAGAGCAUCAUCGACGCUCUGGACACCAGCAUCCCCGACUCUAUACCUGGUUGUAACCACUCUGUAGCUGAGGCCCUGCUGAUCUUCUUGGAGGCCUUGCCGGAGCCAGUGGUGUGCUAUGAACUCUACCAACGGUGCCUAGACGGCUCUCACGACAGCCGCCUCUGCAAACAGUUGAUCUCCCAGUUGCCCCGGGCUCACCGCAAUGUGUUUCGUUACCUGAUGGCCUUUCUGAAGGAACUUCUCAAACACUCACAGAACAACAAUCUAACAGCCAGCCUCCUCGCUACCCUCUUUGCCAGCCUCCUCAUUCGACCACCUCCCAACUUUGUGGGCAGGCAGACGUCACACGAGCGACAGAAAGCCACCGAUUUCAUUCUGGGUUUCCUGAUGGCCGGGGAUGAGGAUUAACCAACAUUGAAGGUUUCUUACAGUGUCAUGGUCUGAUCGAUGAUUGAUACCCAGCAUGGCUCUUUGGUUUUAAAGGACCUGGUAUUUUGACAUCUACUGGAGACCAGUGCAGUUGUUCUGCAGUCUACCUUUUACAAACUGUCAUAUUGACGGUACCGAAAGUCUGUUAUUAGAAGUGUUUGUCAUAUCUUCAGUCCGAACACAGUAUGAAAAGUUGCUGGAUUUGGAAGCGCUUGGGGGAGGUUUGAACUGAUGCCUAUGCACUUUGUGAUGACCUAAAGGACCUGUGCCUCCUGAGUAGAGCUGACACUUCUUCAUGUGGGUGCUCUUGCCAAAAUAACUCCUCAAGAGUGAGUGUUAUGAAUGUGAAAACACUAGGUAUGUAUAUAUAUAUAUAUAUAU